This is a messenger RNA of Echinostoma caproni, 1440 nucleotides long. The record is from the annotation of a GenBank genome assembly. Lineage: Eukaryota; Metazoa; Platyhelminthes; Trematoda; Plagiorchiida; Echinostomatidae.
AUGGGACUUGGUAAUAAACGCAUCACAUUGAAGGAGAUCAGUCAACAUCCUUGGGUGACCGGUGAUCCACCGGUUCCGCUUUCUUUAACACAAAUUCGUGAUAAAGUUCGUUCUCAGUUGGAGGCUUCCAUGGUUACCACUGGUUCUCCAACCUCAUCACGUGGAAUGAUGACUUGGUUAGAUCCGCUGGUCUAUUUGCGUCGCCCGGCUAGUGAAUAUCCAUUGCCACAUAUUGACGACACAGGGGCAAGGAUCUUCACACUAUUUGAACUGCAAGAAUUGUUACACGAAACAGAGGAGAAUGAUAACGACGCUGAACACUCUCCCGAAAUCGCUCCGUUCUCUGUCCUGGAAAGACUACAGCUAUACGAAACAUUGGGUGAACGCAAAGAGGAGAAUGAGAACGAACCCAACCGAAUGCCUUCAUCAGCCCUACCCUAUGUAUCUGGUCACACGCAAAUUGAUGAACAAAUGGCCCGUUUAGACCUCGGUUCUGGUCGAGAUAUUGAUACUAUUCAUCCACGGUCAUUUCAAGUCCCGUUUCUGAGUGAGCUCAAGACACGGCACUGUUCUGGUGGUCCAGAGUACCUUAGGCAACCAGAUGACUUGCAGACGAAUCAAACCCAAGGUAACGGCGGAUUUCGUCAGCGCGGUGUGACCAUAUCACUGCCAGCGCAUUCUUCGAUGUUUAAAUCCAGUGCUGUCCCAACAUAUCCACGAUCCGGUUCCUUUGAACCAGUUAGUGAACCACCCGCAUGUCCUGCUGAUCUGCCAAUUUCGUCACUCGCCUAUUUCUCACCACAACCAGCACUGACCGUGGGUCAUGGUGGAACAAUAGGGGCGACCAGUGUGGCGAGCUACCCUCCCAAUGUUGUUGUGGAUCUCCCACCGAAUUCCGGAUCGGGAAGCCACUCCGGAUUUCAGUUGGGUUCAAAAGUAAUCCAGCUAUCAGUUGAAUCAUUUGGUCACGGCAAACAUUCCGCUGAACCGUCACCAUCCGCAAGCGGUCCUUAUCUAACUCCGGAUGAUCCGUUCAUGGCAGAUGUGUCCGGUCACGCGGCGGCCACCAUAUCCCGAUCAGGCACUUGGAUGAACUGUGAUCGUAUGGGCGGUAGUGUUAGUAGCACAGGUGGGCGAAACACACCUAGUCGGUUCACGCGCUGGUUCUCGCGCUCGUUAUCAUCAAUCCAACGAAGAUUAUAUCUUCUUCGUGGUCGUAACCGGAAAAAAAUAGGUAUUGAUGCGGAAGAGGAUUUAGAUUCGCACGCACAAGAUAGUUUGGAAGUGUCCAAUUCCCAGACCCCAGAGCAUCGAUCCUUACACGAGUCGGUUAUGUCAGACGCGGCAAGCGAAAAACACUCUACUAAAUCCCGAAAACGGAGUAAGCGAUUAUUGUUUCGACGAAAAUUGGUACGAAGCAAUGAAGAUGGUUUUGGGUGA